AUUAUUGUCGCUGGCUAGGGCGGCUGCUCUGUGGCCUGAGAAUUAUAUCAUCUCUCUGCACUGAACCAAAAUGCGCAUCGCAUAUACGACACAUAGAGCCAUGCUAGCCAUGAUUGUGUUGUUGUUAGCUUGCCAAUUGCCUGUCAUUUUACCCGGUAUCCGCGCAGGUCUUUGCCCGGAAGCUAUUUGUCGGUCUAAGACGGAGCAGAGUCGGCCUGGACACGGCUACCAGAGUACCACCGAGCAGCACUGUAUCUACCAGGACCGGCCCUUCCAGCAUUAUCACACCCUCCCGAUCGGCCUGAGAGUUAGACUCCCGAAUUGUCAAAGGAAACGAUGACGGUCAGCUCUCCUAAGCGCGUCUUC
Molecule: messenger RNA, 366 nt
Organism: Trichoderma harzianum CBS 226.95
Lineage: Eukaryota; Fungi; Ascomycota; Sordariomycetes; Hypocreales; Hypocreaceae
Exons: 1
Coding region: 71-340 (89 amino acids)
Source: RefSeq, a predicted model, not a curated record